CGCUGUUCUAUAUUUGACUCCUUAAAAGAAGACAACGCUUUUGGAUUGUUGCAUCAAACAAUCUAGGCAGUUGGCAGUUGGCGGUUAAUUUCAUUUCUAUGCUAUGGGCAGUCUCAGCUUUGACGUCCAAGAGGGUGUUUCAAGAUUAAUCUCUGUGGCACCGCCAACCCAUUAUACUUUCAAAAUAAAUAACUUUUCCUUACUAGCAAAGAAUUCAAUAGAUAGAUAUGAAUCAGGGGAAUUCCAAGCAGGAGGCUACAAAUGGAAGUUGGUUGUGUACCCAAAUGGAAACAAGAAUAAGAAUGAGAAAGACCACGUUUCCGUUUACUUGGCAAUGGUAAAAGAAAAUUCGCUACCGACCGGUUGGCAAGUGUAUGCUAAUUUCAGCUUGUUUCUGCUUGAUCAGAACAACGACAACUACAUGGUUCUUCGAUUGGAAAGGGAAAGGCAGUUUCACAGAUCGAAGCUUGAAUGGGGAUUUGAUAAAUUCAUCUCUCUUAGAGCUUUUACUGAAGCAAGUAAUGGGUUUCUGGUGGAUGAUACUUGUGAAUUUGGGGCUGAAGUCUUUGUCUGCAAAGAAAGGAGCACAGGUAAAGGAGAGUGUCUGUCAAUGAUGAAGGAUCCCAUUAAGAACAAGCAUGUGUGGAGGGUUGAGAAUUUUUCUAAGUUGUCUGCAGAAGGCAAUGACUCCAAUACUUUCACCCUUGGAGAUCACAAAUGGAAGAUAAAGCUGUACCCCACAGGAAAAGGCAAUGGACUGGGCACUCAUCUUUCUCUUUAUUUGGCUCUCUCUGAUCUAAUAGCUCUGCCUCCUGGCACUCAAAUAUAUGCAGUCUUCACCCUGCGCGUUCCAAACCAAUUAAAUUCCAGUUACUAUUUCUCUUAUCAAGCUAGUCACUGGUUCAGUGUCUCAGAUUAUGAGUGUGGUUGGUCCAGAUUCCUGCCACUGCUCUAUUUCACCGACAGCUAUAGUUAUUUGAUUAAAGAUACUUGCGUUGUUGAGGCAGAAGCUACCGUCCAUGGAGUUGCUAAUGCACUGUAAAUUAACCACAAGAUACUUUGAAUGAAACUUUAGCAAUAUAAAUAUUACCUGUCUCUAAUAUAAUAUGAAAUUGGACUUGUCAAUUUAUAAUUAAUAUCACCUGUUUGGUUGAA
Ziziphus jujuba (common jujube) is the source of this 1155-nucleotide messenger RNA. RefSeq lists its product as uncharacterized. The record is from RefSeq and is a predicted model, not a curated record. NCBI's taxonomy places the organism in Eukaryota, Viridiplantae, Streptophyta, Magnoliopsida, Rosales, Rhamnaceae. Gene Ontology annotation, molecular function: protein binding. The transcript is spliced from 6 exons. The coding region runs from base 104 to 1042 and encodes 312 amino acids.